This is a messenger RNA of Staurois parvus, 475 nucleotides long. The record is from the annotation of a GenBank genome assembly. Lineage: Eukaryota; Metazoa; Chordata; Amphibia; Anura; Ranidae.
AUGGGCCCCUGUACCGCCUCCUCAUGCUGCUGCCAGGCCCGUAAUCUGCUAUAGGCCCCCGUACCGACUCCCUCAUGCUGCUGCCAGGCCCGUAAUCUGUCAUGGGCCCCUGUACCGCCUCCUCAUGCUGCUGCCAGGUCCAGAGUGUGUCAUGGGUCCCUGUACGGCCUCCCAUUGCUGCUGUCUCCAUCGCCACACUCUGCCAUGUGCCACUUUCAGGUCUCCUCACACUGCUGGUGGUUCCAUUUUGUCAUAGGGUGCUGUAUGGCCUCCCAUUGCUGCUGCCUCCACCGCCACACUGUGGCUCCCACACUCUGGUUUUGGCCCCGUGACUGCCCAAAUGAGUGAAGUGUGCGGUGAUUCUAAGAUCGACGGCACUCAUCUGCAUGUCAUACUGACUGACAGUAUUAUUUCUCUUCCCCAGCAGACUCCAAGGGCAUUUAAAUUAAAGGUACAGUGUUCUGCACUAAUAUAA